AGAAAAAAUGUUUUCUCUCAAAACUAAGCACCAAUUGACAAUUCAUAGAAACACAAAACGAUGUAUUUUAAAAAAACAAAAAGAAAGAAGAUCUAUUAUCUUUGUAAUGAUACAGCACUCUACCGAGUCAAUUUACUUCAUUAUACCUUGAUAGAAUAUAAUGUAUGCUGAGCAUUUGCAUUAAGCCUCAGUUACUCUGAUCUGUCUAAAUUAUAUCUAGUCAGUGCAAACUGACUUUGUAAGUACCAUAAUUAAUAAAUAGAGCAAAUACAGCAUUACAAAAACUAAGCAACACAGCAGACAAGUUGGGGAGAAAGUCUGAAGCAGAGUUGAGUUAUAAAACACAAAUCACAGGCUCUUAUAUCGCCUCACGCAGCAUUGCUUAAUCCAUCACAUGAAAAUGGAAAGAGACUGUCCAACUAAACUGAGCAAGGAGAGGAUUGAUCAAACAGGCAGCCAAGUCGUCCAUGGUCAGCUGCAGAGGUUUGCAGCCGAGGUGGGAGAAUCUGCUAACAACUUUUAGUCAUGGACGCCACAAAUCUGAUGGUUUUAUGCCAUGUAUAGCCUGUUUGCUAGAAACCAUGAAGGAGAGAUAGUGUCGAAGAAGGUGUUCAGGUCUGAUGAGACCAAAAAUUUAAUUUUUUGCCUUAAAGGCUAUGGAAGGUAGAAUCAUGAUAAAAAAAUCACCCCAAUAAUGAAAUGUGGUCUUGGUAGCAUCAUGCAGUGGGGAUACUGCUCUAUAGUAAUUUCACACAACCAUGAAAUUACACUUUUCAUGAGGAGAUUGUUUGGUGUUUGAUAAAAGAGUUGACCACUUGCAUCCAUUAAAAAUGCAUUAUGCGCUGUAUGACACAUGAGAAGCCUCCGUGUGGUUGAUCGAUUCAGCUACGUGUCCAUUGUUAUUGGGCGAGGCCGACAGCUUGCCGCUAUUUAGUCUUCAGUCUCACUCAAGAUCCUCACUGGAGAAAGCAGCUUCUGAAGAUGGAGGCCUCUGCAGAUGAUUUCUCAGAGUUGGAGAACGGUAUGGCCACUAUCAUUAAAGUUUUCCAUAAAUACUCGGGUCAAAACUGCACGCUGAGGAAGGCAGACCUUAAAGCUCUCAUCAACAAUGAGAUGAAUCACUUCAUCAAGAAAAUUAAGAACAAGAAGAUCCUGAACCAACUCUUCACUGAUCUGGACCAGAACAGAGACCUGGAGAUCGACUUCAAAGAGUUCGUAGCUCUCAUCGCCAUGGUUACUUCAGCAUGUCACGACAUCUUCAACCAGACCCACAAACAUUGAUCAGUAUGUUUAUACUAAAUACUCAUUAAACACCUGAGAAAAUCUGGAA
Molecule: messenger RNA, 1330 nt
Organism: Poecilia latipinna (sailfin molly)
Lineage: Eukaryota; Metazoa; Chordata; Actinopteri; Cyprinodontiformes; Poeciliidae
Product: protein S100-B-like
Exons: 3
Coding region: 982-1281 (99 amino acids)
Biological process (GO): positive regulation of cell population proliferation; positive regulation of canonical NF-kappaB signal transduction
Cellular component (GO): nucleus; cytoplasm
Molecular function (GO): transition metal ion binding; RAGE receptor binding; calcium ion binding
Source: RefSeq, a predicted model, not a curated record